AUGUCCAAAGUACAAGACGAAGAAAUCCAUCCUGUCCGUCGCGAUGAGGUUGCAUCCCUCCCUUCUCCUGACAGUGACGGAAAGGAUGAAAAGUUUGAUCUUAGUCCGGAUCCAUAUGAUAAUCAAAAGACUUUAGGUUACGGGGAUGAAGCAGUUCAAUUGCAGAUAGACGAUUUUGAAAACCGGGAUGAGAAAUACGAUUGGGAUUCAGACGAAUUCAAAAAUAUACCUGAACUUGUUCGACAAACCGUUAGUUUCGAGGAUGAUCCCACAUUACCUGUAAUGACAUUUCGAGCGGUCCUUCUGUCGGCUAUAUUCUGUACCAUUGGAAGUGUGAUUUCUCAGAUAUCCUAUUUCCGUACCACCACUGCCCAUUUCCCCGUGUUCUUUGUCAUUCUAGCCUCGCAUCCUCUGGGCAAACUACUGGAGCGUAUCCUACCUGAUUACACCGUUCCAUUGGGACGAUUCUCGUUCUCGCUGAAUGCCGGCCCAUUCAAUAUCAAAGAGCAUGUUAUCAUCGGAAUCGCAGCAAACGCAGGAAGUCAAGGUCAAUGGGCUACUUAUCUCCCUACGAACGCCGCAUUGUUCUACAAUAUCACCAUGGAGCCUGCCAUAGCCCUCUUUUUCGGCUGGGGCGCAUCCUUACUUGGUUUCUCCUUUGCUGCCAUGGUCCGACCGAUCCUCAUCGAUGAUCCAGCUUUCAUCUUCCCUUUAUCCCUUCAACAAGUCACAGUGUACCGAAGUAUACAAGGGACAUCGGACUUGCACCUCGAGCGAUCUCGAAAACAGAUGAAAGUUUUCUGGUUGAUCUUUUUGGGGAUGUUCAUUUGGCAGUUCUUCCCUGAAAUCAUCUUUCCAUUCGUUGCUGCUUUAGCACCUUUAUGUUGGUUUGCAAGUAAAAACCAUACAGUCAAUUUUCUGGGAGCAGGACGAGGCGGUAUAGGAUUAUUCAACAUAACCCUAGAUUGGUCGAAUAUUACUUCUACCGUGAUCACCUAUCCUUAUAGUGUCCAAGUGACUGUCUUUGUUUCUUUCGUCAUAACAACUUGGAUUUUGAUUCCUGUCGCGUACUUUGGAAACCUCUGGGGCUCACCGACAUACAAUAUUAUGUCGAAUGGAGUUUUCCAGAAAAAUGGCACUGCAUAUCCUUUCAAUAGUCUCCUAUACACGGAUGCCUCUGGCUCUCAGGUUUUCAAUGAAACUAGGUACCAAGAGGUUGGUCUUGCUUACUCCGGUGCCCAAUAUCUGUGGGAGAUCUUCAUGUGGUAUGCUUCAUACAUCUCAUCGUUCGUUUGGUGCGGUCUCUUCCUCGGUCCCAACAUCUUACAUGUAUACAAAUCCUGGCGAGCCAAAAAAGCUGCUCAUACUGAUCGUUUGAGUCUUCUCGCUGCCAAGUAUCCUGGCCUAAAGUGGUGGGAGUGGGCCCUUCUUACAAUAAUCCCGUUCGUCAUGCUUCUAGCCGUCAUUGUAACCAAAAAAUUAUACAUGUCAACUUGGACGUACUUUGUUGCUCUUGGGUUCGGCGCUGCUGCUAUGUUGCCCAUGAGUUUAGUCUACGCCAUGUCAGGAUUCCCGAUGAAGGUCGGCUUCUUCAAUGAGCUCGUCUAUGGAUACAUGAUUGAUGCAAAAGGAUCAUCUCGUCAUCCACUUGGUCAGCUUGCAUAUCGAAUCAUUUCUGGUAAUGUGUGGUACGAUGCUAGAACAGUGCUAGAAGAUCAAAAGAUCGGUCAUUAUUUCCACAUACCACCAAGACAGGUAAUUGGCGCGCAGAUCUUGGCAAAUAUGCUAGCUUUACCCGUCAAUUAUGGGGUGAUGCGCUGGGUACUAGCUUCCAAAUUCGAUUAUGUUAGCGGCAAGAUUCCUGAUCCAGCAGGUCAAUGGACAGGUCAAGAUUUCAAAAGUUAUAAUACUGCUGGAGUCCAAUACGCACUCGUCGGUCCUAAAAGACUAUUCGCUUCUUCUGUUUACCAACCAGUCACAUAUGGCUUUGUAGUUGGAGCAGGCGCCCCAUUAAUCAUCUGGCUUUUACAUAAGAAAUUCCCAAAAGCAAAAUUCGAUCUUUGGAAUACCACCAUCUUCUUCUCGGGAGCAGCUACUUUCUAUGGUAAUUUGAGUACAGGUCCUUUCACCACUUUCCUGGUCGGAACAUUCUGGAAUUUCUUCUUGUUUAGGUAUAGAAGAAAGUUCUGGAACACAUACGCUUAUAUCACGGGUGCUGCCGCCGACACGGGGUUCAAUUUCAACCUUUUGUUCAUAUUCGUGUUCUUGAGUACUACAGGCGCUGUAAUGCCUUACUGGUGGGGAAAUAACAAGGACUCGAUUGAGCGAUGCUUUGCUUUGAAAAAAUGA
This is a messenger RNA of Kwoniella shivajii, 2349 nucleotides long. Its product is annotated as OPT family small oligopeptide transporter. Gene Ontology annotation, molecular function: oligopeptide transmembrane transporter activity. The record is from RefSeq and is a predicted model, not a curated record. The transcript has 16 exons. The coding region runs from base 1 to 2349 and encodes 782 amino acids. Gene Ontology annotation, cellular component: plasma membrane. Gene Ontology annotation, biological process: transmembrane transport. Lineage: Eukaryota; Fungi; Basidiomycota; Tremellomycetes; Tremellales; Cryptococcaceae.